GGAACAGGAGGAGAUAUUCCACUGGGAAUGAAGCGCCUCCCCUUUAAUCGCUCGGUUGAGUUUCUCUCCCUUCACUCGCACGUUUGCCGUCAGUCGCUGGAGGAACUCUGGUGGAUCUCACUGCAUGUGCGUUGUGGUAGAAGAGAAAGAGGAGCCGUUUCUCUGUUUUUGCGAGCUUCUGUGGAUUGAAAAGUGGAAGGUUUUGUCACUCUUUUGUGUCGUUUUGCUGCCAUAGACAUGAAAAAACGCGGAAUAAAGCGUUCAAAGUGGCUGAAGGACUGAAUUGGUUUGCCUCCUGCUCUCACUCCAACACACAGCAGCACAUUUGGAAACCGGGCUGCGAUGGCCAAGUGGCUGAAAGACUACCUGAGCUUUGGCAGGAAGGUUCCUCCUCAGCCGCCCACUCCGGACUACACAGAGAGCGAGAUCCUCAAAGCUUAUCGGCUCCAGAGGGACCUCGACUUCGAAGAUCCCUACGAAGACCCCGAAAACAGAUCCAGGGGAGAGUCUGGGACGUCUGAUCCAGCCACACCGGUUUACGGAUCCCCCAUGAAGUCAUCUGGAGUGGACAUGAAGUCUCCCAAACACAGACUGAUCAAAGUGGACUCCCAGGAGUUGGGACGCACCAAGAUCCUCCUCAGUGCCAUUUCUUUAGAGGACCAGCAAGAACCCGUGGUGCCGUCUGCUCCGCUGGCGGGCGACACUGAUUAUUCGGACCCGUUUGACGCUCGACUGGACCACCGGACAGAACCGGAUCUCAGACCCGUUCCCUGUGAGAACAACGGCUACAUGGAGCCAUAUGAAGCUCAGAGGGUCAUUACAGAACUGCAGCGUGGCACAGCAGGAGGACGUGCACGAGGAGGGGUGCAGCUCUACGACACCCCCUAUGAAGACGAGCGAGGCCAGAGAUUGGGUUUGAUGUACGGAGAAGCUCAGGAGGAGGGCAAGGAGAGCAGCAGGCUGCCGCAAGACGACGAGAGACCGGCCGACGAGUACGACCAACCCUGGGAGUGGAAGAAGGACCACAUCUCCAAAGCCUUUGCAGAAAUGAGGGAGAUGUCGGAGUUGCCCUGGCCUGCCCCGGUGGGUCAGCUGGAGGAGGAGCCCCCCGCCAGAGAGCAAGUGCAGUUCGAUGGCGCAGAGUGGGAUCGAUCCUCGUCGCCCACGGAGCGGUUGCGUCCGCCGGGGCCCAGGUCCAGCCCGUUGGCAGGCGGCGGGAUGAAGUUUCGAAUGCCACACGAAGGCCUCGCAUUGGUGGGGGAGCGAGUGGACCCGAGUCUGCCUCUGGAGAAGCAGGUGUGGUACCACGGUUCUCUGUCACGUUCGGAGGCAGAAUCGCUGCUGACGCUGUGUAAAGAGUGUAGCUACCUGGUGAGGAACAGUCAGACCAACCGCUCCGACUACUCGCUGUCUCUACGGAGCUGCCAAGGUUUCAUGCACAUGAAAUUCACCCAGUGUAAAGAUGGAAAGUACAUUCUGGGACAGAACAGCCCCCCAUUUGACACCAUCCCAGAAGUCAUCCACUUCUACACCACACACAAACUCCCGAUCCGAGGCGCCGAGCACCUUUCCCUGCUGUUCCCUGUGCUGGUUCAGACUCUCUGACUGACCUGGACGCUCCUCCAGGAUUUCAGACACUGAAAGCAUGAAUGUUUGACGGGAUCUUCCCAGUGCUCUCUUCUUGUUUAACUGGACUACUUUUGAUGAGGGUCUCAUGCCCUCACCCACCACUGCUGUCAUACAUGUGCCAAGUGUCUCUAGCAUCCGGGGGAUCGAUUCACAGGAAAUGCAAUACCUGAGCUUUAGGCACCUUUGCUGUAACUCUCCUUUUCAUUCUCCUUGCUAAACCAAGGGGGCUGACUUCAGGACAUCUAUAAUUUUCCAUUUUAUUGCAUUUUUUCCCCCAGAAAUGCAGCGGAUUUAGGCAGAGCUGGAACUGGGAGAAAGUCUGAAAUUUCUGAAUGUACUGGUCCCCCAGUUUGAAGACGACUGGCAGAAGACUGAGAUUAAAUUACUGCUGUUCCACAGAAACCACCUCAUUGCCACUGGUGAAAAUAUUGCUGUUGCUAGGUGAAAACCUUGCAAGUCAUAAUCAGGGUUUUCCCGACCUUUAAGUGUUAGUAGCAACAUCUAAAUGGUUGAAUGAACAGAAAAACUGUACUGAGAGUUCACCACUUUGGAGGCAAGUGGCAACGUCAUCACUUUGAUUACAGAAUUAGUUGUUCAAAUAUUGUCUUGGAGUAUUCUUAUUUUGUAGCCUUAAAGAUGGAGUUUGCAAUUCUGGAGAAAGAUUUUGAUAUUUAGAAAAUUAGCAUAUUUAGCUAGCAUGUAACAGAUUCCCUCUCUUGAGAUAUUUCUAUAUGGACUAAAGUGUUAAGUGUAUUGAUCAUUUACAGAUCCAAGGCAAUGUGCGUACAAGAAUAUGGCCAAAAUGACAAUCCUAAUUAUUUUGAUUUAUAUUUAGAUUAAAAUAUUUAUUGCAAUUGUUCAUUGAAAUAUUUUUUUCCAUGUUCACAUACAAAAUAACACAUUGCUACUUUCACUUCAUUGUUGUGCUACACUCAUGCUAAUGUACAAGUUUAUGCAUCAAAAACAUAUUUAAAGAUGAGGUUAUUCACGUUAACUCAAAAUAUAAAUUUAAUUUUACCUAUUUAAAGAUCAGGUUAUUCACAUUAACUGAAAAUAUAAAUUCAAUUUUACCUAAAUAGCCUCAAUUGCUUCACAUCUGCUACCCGACAGAUGAUGCAAUUUACCAAUGUUCCCUACACGCUUCGUAUGCAGGCUUCAGCGGAUGCUAGCUAGGCAGCUGUGCACAGAGAAGCUUCUAGUCUACACUCAGUUACUGCAGCUCAGACAGAUAUUUGACCAAAAAUUAUUUUGAAAAGAGUGAAAUGAGGUGUUCUAAUGUCAGAUUUACCCAGUUGGAAACCAAAUGUUUUUGUCUAUGUGGGCUGUUGUCUAUGAAUCGAGCAAUUUCACAGUCGUUUGUAUUAAUUUAGUUGUGAGAAGCUAAAAUCAUGAUUCAUACUUGAUUAGUUGUGCAACGAUGACAAACAUCAGAUUUUAUUUUCAGCAUACACAGAACAGCUGACAUUUGCUGGAAUCUGUACUGAAUCGGAAUUGCCUACUCCACCUUUAAUGCUGCUAGGCUAACCAGCGCUAGGGAUUCUUUCUGAAUAAAUCAGAACUAAAAGUUUAUGAUUAGCCCAGUUUAAGCUGCAGGAGACCGUGAAUGCUCCUGCAAUGUGUUUUGCUGCCGCAGAGGAAAUAGAUUCAUAAUGAGCAGGGAGAAAAUCAGCUAUCGAAGAUGAUGAGCUCAUAAAAAAAACUGCCCAAAAAUGCUAAUGCACCCCCUCCACACACAGCCCCGGGCCUCUCCAGAAUACCGAGGGAAAACUCUGAUGUUGUGCUGAUUUUUCAUGUUUGUACCAGAAUCAAUAAAUUAAAUUGUACUGCAUAAGAUGAGAAAACUUUUUCGCCCUCAGGCUGGGGAAGACCCUUUUGUAAAAUGCUGGAAAUUUCAUGUUGCAGAAAACAAUGCUGUUUAUGUCACAAAAAAAAGAAAAAAAAAAGCUAUUUUCAAAGAUGUAAGGUUUCUACCAACAGCAGUUAUAUUUCAAAUGCUUUUCUACACACAGUCGCACCUGUUUAUUUCCAUCCGGUCUGUUCUUUACUGUUUGCUGAGGAUUUGCUUGACACAUCUCCGUGUUACUUGUUGAUUGUACAUCAUAUGCAACAAAGAAGUUGUGUUGUAUUGGUACUUGUGUCAACAUUUCUGACCUUCUUUUCUCAUUGCUCGCCUACGUUGCAUUUUUAGACAAUGCUGGGUUUGGUAAAAGCAAACAGUCACUGCUGUUAUUGUCUCUUGACUUAUAGAUAAGAUAAGCUCAGGAGCUGUAGGCUACAUGUGAAGCAAAGAGAAUGAACACUCAAACAAACCCUCAAACCUUCUCAGUGUUAUUUAUUUGAGUGCAGAUGCUAGUCGUGAGUUGUAUUUGAGUUAAAGGCUUGCCAUCUGGAAUGGUUUCUGCUGCCUGGUUGCAGCAUUGUGUUGGUGAAAAGUGACAUCAGAAGUGACUAAAUUAAUUAAAAUCAAUGUUUCUAUAUCCCAGCAUGAAAUAUGGCAGGUUUCAAAACGUACCUGCUGCUAAAGUGUUCAAGUUUAAUGUGUAUUUUCAUAAAGAUCUUUCGUUCCCAAUCUGAAGGAGGAUUUAGAAAUAAUAAAAAACAAAAUUGCGAUACUCAA
Amphiprion ocellaris (clown anemonefish) is the source of this 4246-nucleotide messenger RNA. RefSeq names its product Src homology 2 domain containing transforming protein D, b (gene shdb). The coding region runs from base 343 to 1605 and encodes 420 amino acids. The record is from RefSeq and is a predicted model, not a curated record. NCBI's taxonomy places the organism in Eukaryota, Metazoa, Chordata, Actinopteri, Pomacentridae. Gene Ontology annotation, molecular function: phosphotyrosine residue binding. The transcript has 8 exons.